AUGAUUGACAUGAUGCAGUACUACGACAACCGCAACUGCAGCUCCUACUAUAACAACUGUAGCUCCUACGUCAACUGUUGUGCCUACGACCACUACAUCUACCGUACCUACAACAACAACUACAGCUCUUACUACAAUAACUGUAGCUCCUACAACCAGCACAACAACAGCUGCUACGACAAUCAAUUAAUCUCUUACUACAACAACUCACCUACAACGACAACUACAGCACCUACUACGACAACCACAGCACCUACUACGACAACCACAACUGUACCUCCUACGACAACCACUACAACUGCAGCUCCAACUACAACAACUGUAGCUCCUACGACCACCACAACUGCAGCACCUACGACAACUACAACACCUACUACGACAACCACAACACCUACUACGACAACCACUACAACUGCAGCAUCUACGACAACCACUACAACUGCAGCACCUACGACAACCACUACAACUGCAGCACCUACGACAACCACUACAACUGCAGCACCUACGACAACCACUACAACUGCAGCACCUACGACAACCACUACAACUGCAGCACCUACGACAACAACUACAACUGCAGCACCGACGACAACCACCACAACUGCAGCACCGACGACAACCACUACAACUGCAGCACCUACGACAACCACUACAACUGCAGCACCUACGACAACCACUACAACUGCAGCACCUACGACAACCACUACAACUGCAGCACCUACGACAACCACUACAACUGCAGCACCUACGACAACCACUACAACUGCAGCACCGACGACAACCACCACAACUGCAGCACCGACGACAACCACCACAACUGCAGCACCGACGACAACCACUACAACUGCAGCACCUACGACAACCACUACAACUGCAGCACCUACGACAACCACUACAACUGCAGCACCUACGACAACCACUACAACUGCAGCACCUACGACAACCACUACAACACCUACGACAACCACUACAACUACAACAACUGUAGCUCCUACGACCACCACAACUGCUGCACCUACAACGACAACUACAGCACCUACUACGACAACCACAGCACCUACUACGACAACCACAACUGUACCUCCUACGACAACCACUACAACUGCAGCUCCAACUACAACAACUGUAGCUCCUACGACCACCACAACUGCAGCACCUACGACAACUACAACACCUACUACGACAACCACAACACCUACUACGACAACCACUACAACUGCAGCAUCUACGACAACCACUACAACUGCAGCACCUACGACAACCACUACAACUGCAGCACCUACGACAACCACUACAACUGCAGCACCUACGACAACCACUACAACUGCAGCACCUACGACAACCACUACAACUGCAGCACCUACGACAACCACUACAACUGCAGCACCGACGACAACCACCACAACUGCAGCACCGACGACAACCACUACAACUGCAGCACCUACGACAACCACUACAACUGCAGCACCUACGACAACCACUACAACUGCAGCACCUACGACAACCACUACAACUGCAGCACCUACGACAACCACUACAACUGCAGCACCUACGACAACCACUACAACUGCAGCACCUACGACAACCACUACAACUGCAGCACCGACGACAACCACCACAACUGCAGCACCGACGACAACCACCACAACUGCAGCACCGACGACAACCACUACAACUGCAGCACCUACGACAACCACUACAACUGCAGCACCUACGACAACCACUACAACUGCAGCACCUACGACAACCACUACAACUGCAGCACCUACGACAACCACUACAACACCUACGACAACCACUACAACUGCAGCACCUACGACCACCACAACUGUACCUUCUACGACCACCACAACUACUACGACAACUACAACACCUACUACGACAACCACAACACCUACUACGACAACCACUACAACUGCAGCAUCUACGACAACCACUACAACUGCAGCACCUACGACAACCACUACAACUGCAGCACCUACGACAACCACUACAACUGCAGCACCUACGACAACCACUACAACUGCAGCACCUACGACAACCACUACAACUGCAGCACCUACGACAACCACUACAACUGCAGCACCGACGACAACCACCACAACUGCAGCACCGACGACAACCACUACAACUGCAGCACCUACGACAACCACUACAACUGCAGCACCUACGACAACCACUACAACUGCAGCACCUACGACAACC
Messenger RNA from Oncorhynchus mykiss (rainbow trout), 2205 nucleotides. The record is from RefSeq and is a predicted model, not a curated record. Lineage: Eukaryota; Metazoa; Chordata; Actinopteri; Salmoniformes; Salmonidae.